GUUAUUUACUUAUUUGGAAUAAAUCAUGAAUCAUAUCGUUUUAAUCAAUGCAGUGGAGAGAUGAUAAAUCCCGAUAAUUUCUUUAAGCAAUAUGUGACGGCCUGUGGAUUUGGAUAUCUUUGCAACAAUAGUUUGGAAAAUGCAACUGGUUUGUAUGUGCCCAGGAGCCUAGGGCCUUGUCCAUCUUGUGCAUGUGAUAAUGGCUGCUUUUCUAGAAAUGAUUGUUGUCCUGAUAAACUGUUUACUCGACCAUGGACAGCAUGUGAAUCUACCUCAAUUAACAGUCUAUAUGAAACUAAUCUGGUCAAGUAUCCUUUAAUUAGCAGCUGCCCUGCAAAUGCUUUGUAUGAAGAUACACUGUCAUGUUAUGACCCAAAUAAUCCUUUUACUGCAUCCACAUAUCAAUACAGGCAUACACCGGUAAAUUCCAAUCGAACACAACUGUCUUAUAAGAACAUUUUUUGUGCCUUAUGUCAUGCAGAAGACCCGGCAGAUUUAGAAAAAUGGGAUAUAUACAUCAGCAACAGCAGUUGUGAACCGGAAGUGUAUAACAUUGAGUCUUCGUUUUCCUUUUCUGAAUUAGCCGACCCUAGAUUUCAUACGUUUUGUGAUGCCUGGUAUAUACCUAAGUCUUACAAUAUGGUUCCGCAAUGUUCUAGUGAAGAUCAAAUCCUAUAUAACGAUUGCAAUAUAACAGGAACUUGGACAGCUUAUAACGUUGACAUAUACCAUGCUUGCCGCUCAGGCUACGGUCCAUCUUUUCGCUUGUACAGUAAUAUAUUUUGUUUUAUGUGUAAUCCACCUAGACAACACGUUCCGCUCAUAUCUUCAUGCAAUUUAAACAUUUUGAAUACAAUGUAUGGGAACGAUCUGUUCACUUUGUGCAACAAACAAGAACUGUCAUUUAUAACUUUUCCUUACAAAAAUGUAUUUUGCUACCUCUGUAACUUGAUAGUGAAAGAUGACUUCCUUUACAAACCAUUUUCUGCAACAGAAAACGAGUUUCUUUUAAAAAAGUCCGUCGUUUACAUUUACACAAAUAUUAGGCUGAACAAUUUAGAUCAUGUUGUAAAACAAAACGCUGACGUUUCUACAGAUUUACCUUCUUUCUAUGACAAAACUUCAAUCGUUUUGAAUGGUGUUCAUUACAAUCUGUCGUCUCUGCUACUGACAAAAGUUUUAUCAUCUCCAACAAAUAUUUGCAAUAAGAAUAAUCUUCCUCGUAAUUUUCGUAACUUAACCGCACAGAACUGCGACUGUGAUCCGAACUGUCUUUUUACAAACAAGUGCACCUGUUGUGUUGAUGUUGCAAUAUCAUAUCCGUUAGAGUGCUUCAAUUCAUUAUUUGUAGUAACAAAUGGAUGUUAUGGUGAUAAAAACAUUGGCAAACCGUAUUUUUCUACCAUUAACUUCCUCUGUGAAUCAAAUACCAUAUGA
Mytilus californianus (California mussel) is the source of this 1437-nucleotide messenger RNA. RefSeq lists its product as uncharacterized. NCBI's taxonomy places the organism in Eukaryota, Metazoa, Mollusca, Bivalvia, Mytilida, Mytilidae. The coding region runs from base 61 to 1437 and encodes 458 amino acids. The record is from RefSeq and is a predicted model, not a curated record. The transcript is spliced from 2 exons.